Rubroshorea leprosula is the source of this 761-nucleotide messenger RNA. NCBI's taxonomy places the organism in Eukaryota, Viridiplantae, Streptophyta, Magnoliopsida, Malvales, Dipterocarpaceae. The record is from the annotation of a GenBank genome assembly.
CAACAACAGCAUGGAUUCUAGAAGAUCUUGGAUCUUUUCCAGCCAUGAUUAAUACACAGGAAGCUGAGAUAGCUAGUCCAUCUACAUCAAGUAUUGGCCAAGGAGGACAAAACAAUUUACAACCUUCAUCCACACCAGAGACAUCUAGCUUAGAACGUGAAGAAGCACCACCACCUCGUCACAAUACUACUUCAGCAUCUGUUCAUCCUAUGACUAGAGCAAAAUUAGGGAAGCAUACAGGACAUGUUCAAAUUGUGUUUCCAAAAUCCACUCAUCUAGAUGUAAAGAAUGCUUUUCUCCAUGGCAACCUCAAGGAAGAAGUGUACAUGUGCCAACCACCUAGCUUUGAAGAUCUGAUUCAUCCUAACUAUGACACUGUACUACUUUUAUUAUAUGUGGAUGACAAUGUCCUCAUAGCCAGCUCAUUGACAUUACUACAAGAAGUUAUCAACAAUUUGAGUAGCAAGUUUGCCCUUAAGGACCUCGGAUCUCUCAACUACUUUCUAGGUAUUGAAGUUACCAAGUUCCUAGGGGGCAUUUUUCUAUCACAAGCUAAAUAUGCCAAAGAUGUUCUUACUCGAGCUUCCAUGCUUGAAGCUGCAACUAUUACUACCCCAUUGGUAGCUAAAGACAUAGUUACUUCACAAGACAAUGAUCCCAUGGAUACACAAGAGUGAUAGGAAAAUUGUUGGGGCCUUUCAAUAUUUGACAAUUACUAGAAUUGACAUAUGUCAUGAUGUUAAUAGAGUUUGCCAGUUCAU